ACUACUUAGGAAACAUCACAAGACGAGAAAAUGUUCCUCCUCUACUUCCUCUUGUUCAUAAGCUUCUACUUAAUAUCAUGGCACCUCAUCCAUAAGAUCCGUAACCUCCCGCCCACUCCCUUCCCGACCCUCCCAAUCCUCGGCCACUUUCACCUCCUCAAGAAGCCCCUCCACCUCUCCCUCACCGCCAUCUCCCGCCGCCAUGGCCCUGUCGUCCUCCUCCAGUUCGGCUCCCGCCGUGUCCUUGUUGUCUCCUCUCCCGCUGCAGCGGAGGAAUGCCUCACCAAGAACGACAUUGUCUUUGCGAACCGCCCAUGCCUCCUCGCUGGUAAAUACUUGGGUUACGAUUGCAUGAACCUCACAUGGGCACCCUACGGGGACCACUGGAGGAAGAUGCGUAUCGCAACCCUCAAUAUCCUCUCACCCCACUGGGUCAACAGCCUGUCCGAGAUACGAGCUGACGAGGUCAAGGCUCUCGUGAGGUGGCUUGCGAUGGAUGAUAAUUGGGCUCAGCCUGUAGAUACGAAGAAGGUCUUCUUCGAGCUUACUCGGAAUGUAAUGAUGAGGAUGAUCGCUGGGAAGAGGUACUAUGGAGAGAAUGUGGCGGAGACAGAGGAAGCAAGGAGGUUUCAGGAGAUUGCGACGGAGGCUUCCAGGAUUGCAGGGGCCACAAACAUCGGGGACUUCCUGCCAUUCCUUAGGAAGAUCGGGUUCAAGAGGGCGGAGAAGGACCUGCAGGCGUUGCAAGAGAAGAAGGAUUCUUUGUUGCAGAAUCUGCUUGACGAGCAAAAGAGGGUGGCCAAAGAGGAGAACAAGAAUAACCUGAUUCAGGUCUUGCUAUCCCUGCAAGAAACCGACCCUAAGUUUUACAAAGAUGUUACCAUCAGAAGCAUCAUAUCGGUUCUGUUAAGUGGGGGGACCGACAGUUCCACGCCGACAAUGGAGUGGGCCAUGUCACUCCUAUUGAACCAUCCCAUGGUCUUAAAGAAGGCACAGGCAGAGAUCGACGAUGUAGUUGGAUGUGACCGCUUGGUAAAUGAGUCCGACCUCCCCAGGCUUCCUUACCUCCAAAACAUCAUCAAGGAGACGCUCCGCUUGUUCCCCGGGGGCCCAUUCUCUGUCAUGCACGAAUCAUCCGCCGGGUGCCGUGUCGGUGGAUAUUGGGUACCUGGGGGCACAAUGCUCUUGAUCAACUUGUACUCGAUCCAGCGGGAUCCACGUUACUGGUCGGAACCCGAUAAGUUCAAGCCUGAGAGGUUUGAGGGGAUGGAAGGCUUCAGAGACGGGCAUAGGAUGUUUCCAUUUGGAUCAGGUAGGAGAAGGUGCGCAGGGGAGAACCUGGCCCUCAGGAUGACGGGCUUGACCCUCGGGUCGCUGAUCCAGUGCUUUGAGUGGGGGCGGAACAGCGAGGAGCCAGUGGACAUGACAGAGGCAGCGAGCCUCAGCAUGCCCAAGGCACAUUCGUUGAUGGCUAAGUGUAAACCCCGGGAAAGCAUGAGGACCUUCCUUUCUCAAGUAUAAGUAAUCAGUUGUGUGAGAUGAUCAGGGACUCAUUGAAGAAUAACUUAUUACUAUUACUGUAAUAUCAGUGUGUGCCUGCAAUAUGGUGAUGAAUGUUGUUGUGAUGAAAUGUUAUAUUUGGUUGUAUUCUCUUUAUAUGGCAAUCAUGGAUUCAUGUAUUUUGAUAUAUUUUAUGGAUAUGCAGCUCAAUGUAAUUUCUAUGUAUGAUAUAUUUUUAUAUAUGUGCGAUGUGAU
Punica granatum (pomegranate) is the source of this 1755-nucleotide messenger RNA. Lineage: Eukaryota; Viridiplantae; Streptophyta; Magnoliopsida; Myrtales; Lythraceae. The record is from RefSeq and is a predicted model, not a curated record.